This is a messenger RNA of Hypomesus transpacificus, 4805 nucleotides long. Its product is annotated as coatomer subunit beta'-like. Gene Ontology annotation, molecular function: structural molecule activity; protein binding. Bases 233 to 4159 code for a protein of 1308 amino acids. Gene Ontology annotation, cellular component: COPI vesicle coat. Gene Ontology annotation, biological process: intra-Golgi vesicle-mediated transport; endoplasmic reticulum to Golgi vesicle-mediated transport; intracellular protein transport. The record is from RefSeq and is a predicted model, not a curated record. The transcript is spliced from 22 exons. NCBI's taxonomy places the organism in Eukaryota, Metazoa, Chordata, Actinopteri, Osmeriformes, Osmeridae.
GACUUCGGUCCUCUGUUACCCACGUCCAUUCUGUUUCUGUAAACUGCCUAUAGGCUGUCUGCUAUAGUACAACAUGUUCCAGCUCCCCACCGGAUCUUGCGAAGAGCAUAGACAGGAAACCCCAUAGAAUCCACGUAGCCAAAGAUUAUCCACUCAAUCUCCCUGUUCAAGCCCGACGCGUGUUGCUGGGAGGACGGGCACUUUAUAAAACACCACCCGCCGAAUUGGAAACAUGCCCCUGCGUCUGGACAUCAAGCGGAAGCUGACCGCUAGGUCAGACCGUGUGAAGAGCGUCGACCUGCACCCAACAGAACCAUGGAUGGUGGCCAGCCUCUACAAUGGCAGUGUGUGUGUGUGGAACCACGAGACCCAGACCCUGGUGAAGACGUUCGAGGUGUGUGACCUGCCCGUGAGAGUGGCCAAGUUUGUGGCUCGCAAACACUGGGUCAUUGCUGGAGCUGAUGACAUGCAGAUCAGAGUGUUCAACUACAACACGCUGGAGAGAAGCCACAUGUUCGAGGCCCACUCGGACUACAUCCGCUGUAUAGCAGUCCACCCUACACAGCCUUACAUCCUCACCAGCAGUGACGACAUGCUGAUCAAGCUGUGGGAUUGGGACAGGAAGUGGGUGUGUGGUCAGGUGUUCGAAGGCCACACCCACUACGUCAUGCAGAUCGUCAUCAACCCCAAAGACAACAACCAGUUUGCCAGCGCCUCUCUGGACAGGACCAUUAAGGUGUGGCAGCUGGGGUCCAACACCCCUAACUUCACCCUGGAGGGUCAUGAGAAGGGGGUGAACUGCAUCGACUACUACAGCGGAGGAGACAAGCCCUACCUGAUAUCUGGGGCAGAUGACCGCCUUGUUAAGAUCUGGGACUACCAGAACAAGACAUGUGUGCAGACUCUGGAAGGCCAUGCUCAGAAUGUGUCCUGUGUUAGUUUCCACCCUGAACUGCCAAUCAUCCUCACAGGCUCCGAGGACGGCACCGUGCGAGUCUGGCACUCCAGUACAUACCGCCUAGAGAACACGCUAAACUACGGCAUGGAGCGUGUGUGGUGUGUGUGUGGCCAGCGCGGCUCCAACAGCGUGGCUCUGGGCUACGACGAAGGAAGCAUCCUCAUCAAGUUGGGCCGUGAGGAGCCGGCUAUGUCCAUGGACGCCAGUGGAAAGAUCAUGUGGGCGCGCCACUCAGAGGUGCAGCAGGCCAACCUGAAGGCCAUGGGAGAUGCAGAGAUCCGGGACGGAGAGCGCCUCCCCCUGGCCGUCAAGGACAUGGGCAGCUGUGAGAUCUACCCCCAGACCAUCCAGCACAACCCCAACGGCAGGUUCGUGGUGGUGUGUGGAGACGGAGAGUACAUCAUCUACACCGCCAUGGCUCUCAGGAACAAGAGCUUCGGCUCAGCCCAGGAGUUUGUCUGGGCCCACGACUCUUCUGAGUAUGCCAUUAGAGAAAGCAACAGUAUGAUUAAAAUCUUCAAGAACUUUAAGGAGAAGAAAGCGUUUAAACCAGACUUUGGUGCUGAAGGUAUCCACGGGGGUUUCCUGCUGGGUGUGAAGUCUACCAGUGGUCUGGCGUUCUACGACUGGGAGAACGCAGAGCUGGUCCGGCGCAUUGAGAUCCAGCCCAAACAUAUCUUCUGGUCAGACUCGGGCGAGCUGGUGUGCAUCGCGACGGAGGAGUCCUUCUUCGUGCUGCGCUACCUGUCUGAGAAGGUGGCCGUCGCCCAGGAGACGAAGGAGGGGGUGACGGAGGACGGGAUCGAGGACGCCUUCGAGGUGCUUGGGGAGAUCCAGGAGGUGGUGAAGACGGGCAUCUGGGUGGGAGACUGCUUCAUCUACACCAGCUCCGUCAACAGACUCAACUACUACGUCGGGGGAGAGAUCGUCACCAUAGCCCACCUGGACAGAACCAUGUACCUGCUGGGCUACAUCCCCAAGGACGACCGUCUGUACCUGGGAGACAAGGAGCUCAACAUCGUCAGCUUCUCCCUGCUGGUGUCGGUGCUGGAGUACCAGACGGCGGUCAUGAGGAGAGACUUCAGCAUGGCCGACAGGGUGCUGCCCACCAUCCCCAAGGAGCAGAGGACCAGGGUCGCCCACUUCCUGGAGAAGCAGGGUUUCAGGCAGCAGGCCCUGGGCGUGUCCACAGACCCCGAGCACAGGUUCGAGCUGGCUCUGCAACUGGGGGAGCUGAAGGUAGCCUACCAGCUGGCCAUAGAGGCAGAGUCUGAGCAGAAGUGGAAGCAGUUAGCCGAGCUCGCCACCACCAAGUGCCAGUUUGGCUUGGCCCAGGAGUGCCUGCACCAUGCCCAGGACUACGGAGGUCUUCUCCUGCUGGCUACAGCCUCCGGGAACGCCAGCAUGGUGGGCAAACUGGCGGAGGGGGCGGAGCGCGAUGGCAAGACCAACGUGGCGUUCCUCACCUAUUUCCUGCAGGGGAAGUUGGAUAAAUGUCUGGACAUUCUCAUCAAAACCAACCGUCUGCCAGAGGCUGCGUUUCUGGCUAGGACCUACCUGCCCAGUCACGUGUCAAGAGUGGUGAAGCUGUGGAAGGACAGCCUGUCCAAGGUCAACCAGAAGGCAGCCGACGCGCUGGCAGACCCCACCGAGUACGGGAACCUGUUCCCUGGCCUCCAGCAGGCCCUGCUGGCCGAGACCUACCUGAGGGAGACCCACGUGUGCGUGCGGCCUGCCGCUGAGUACCCCCGGAUCACGCCCAGCGAGGAUCGGAGUGUCCUUGAGGAAUCUUCCGGCUACGUGCCAACAGGAGGGACGUCUGCAGAGACGGUGGCUGAGUUCAUGAAGGAACCCCCCGUAGUGGCAGAAGUGGUAGCCGCUGCAGCUCCAGAAGCCCCUGUUCUGGAAGAGGCCAUUACGAUGGAAGAGGAGGAACCUGUCUUGGCUGCAGUGGAUGAGCCCGUUGCCAUGGAGGAGGUGAAGUCCGUCACAGCAGCUGUGGAAGAGUCUAUUGCCGUGGCAGCAGAAGAAAGACCUGUCACAGAAGUGGAACAGCCCAUCAUGGCAGAAGAGGAGGCCCCCAUUUCUGUUGAAGUGGCCGAGCCAGAAGUGACAGCAGAGGUGGAAGAUACCAUUACAAAGCAAGAGGAGGUUCCAGUCACUGCAGAGGGAGACUUACUGGGUACAGACACCCCCCUAACUAUACCAGAUAUGGUACAAAGCCCAGAGCAGGACGUCAUGGUAACAGAGGAGGCUGCUGAGGAUGUAGCUUCAACAGCUGAAGUCAUAGCAACAGAUCCAGCACCUUUAGCUGAUGCUGUCUUGGCAACAGAGGAAGAUCACAAUAAAGAGACAGUAACUCAUGCUUACGAGGCAACAUUACAGGUCAUGGCAACAGAGGAAGCACCGGUGACAGAUUCAGUCAUACCAGAAGCCAUAGCAACCGAAAAAGCACCCGAGGCUGUUGCGAUAGAGACGGUGGUAGCAACAGAAGCCACAGUAACAGAUGCCAAUACGGUUUUUGAACUUCUAUCAGAGUCCAUAGCAACAGAAGAAGUAUCUGUAACAGAGGAGGUCAUAACAGAAGCCAUAGCUACAGAAGCCAUAGCAACAGAAGCAACACCUGUUACCGAGGUGGCACCAGAACCCCUAGCAAAUGAGCCAACACCUGAGACGGUUACCAUAGAUACAAUGGCAGUGUCCGAAACACUUGUUACACAGGUACUUCCAGAACCAAUUGUACCGGCUUAUCCAGUAGAGGACCUCAUUACAGUGGAAGAACCAAAGUCAGUCCCGGCACCACUUUUAGACCCUUUCCCAGCUAUGGCACCAGUACUGGAGCCCUUCUCGUCCCUAGCCCCGGCCCCAGACCCAGCUACAGCCCCAGCACUAGACUUCUUCUCAGACCUAGACCCGUUCUCAUGUAUAGCUCCAGUGGCAGCCCCAGCCUCACCAGCGCUCCCAGGGGAGACGGGGUCCAGCCUGGCCCCCAUCCAGCCCAUGCUUGCCCCCUCUCUGCUUGUCCCGCAGCCUGUGGUCCCAGUAGUGGCCCCCACAGAGGAGAAGCCGGCCCCGGGGGCAGCAGAGGACCUGGACAUGGACGACGAGGGUCUGGACGAUCUGGACCUGGACAACUUUGACCUGGAUGAUGACAUUGACACCUCAGACGUCAACCUGGAUGACGACUUCAUGGAUGACUGAUGACUUCCUACGGCAGAAAUUCCACUGAAUGUGACCAAAGAACACACAGCAUUUCUCUCACUCAAUGCAAGGGUGGUGUUUUCUAUACAAGGGUGACAUGGGGAGGGGGAAACUUGAAUUGUGUUUUUACAGUAUUUGAUUUAAUAGGUUUUGAUAAAAUCUCAUAUCUCUUUAUGGUGAAUCAGGUACUGUACACUUGCAAUAGACAGUAUGUGAACGCGUGGCCUUUUCAAGAUGGAAAAGCAAUAGUUUACCACAUCUAUACCUCCUUUAGAGCUAACUGUGGACUCUUUCAAAAUGGAGUCUAUUUAGAAUGCUGCAAAAGUCAGCGGAGCUGACGAUCGACACUACACUUUAAUGCAUGCGUUUCUUCCUAAAUAUACUGCCUCUUUAACUAUCCACAGGAAUGGGUCCAUCUGUCGUGUCCCAAGUCUAGUGUUGUCAUGGCAACAUUCAGUACCUUAUGUUUUAGUAUUGCAGACCUCUGUUAUCGUGCCUUUUUAAUCUAGACAGCUUUUUAUAGGGAAAUUGUUCUUUAUAGAUGUGCAUCCAAGUGCCUUAUACAUGUUUUUGUUAGAUUGCCUUAAUUUGGCAAGUGUGUCUGGAUUAGUAAAGGGAAUUAAAAGUUUCAUCUUCUCAUUGACGA